Messenger RNA from Anopheles stephensi (Asian malaria mosquito), 1473 nucleotides. RefSeq lists its product as uncharacterized. The record is from RefSeq and is a predicted model, not a curated record. NCBI's taxonomy places the organism in Eukaryota, Metazoa, Arthropoda, Insecta, Diptera, Culicidae. Bases 512 to 1171 code for a protein of 219 amino acids. The transcript is spliced from 5 exons.
CGAUUAUCCGGGGUUGUGUCAUAGCUUCAGCUGUCAAACGGGCGUUUGUUUACAAUAAUCAUCUGUUCGUUCAUAAUAUUUUCAUCCAUCCAUUGCACUCAUUAGAAGGAAUAGGAAAGAAAAUCGAACCCCUGAAGUGUGCAGGAUGAUAUUCGUUUUGCCAGUAUCUUGGCAUAAUCACACCAACCAGGGUAAGGGCAAGGAACCGUGAGUGUAAUGAUGCGACGUAGCGAUUGACGAAAAAGGGCGCAAUAAAACUAUUUGCAGUAUGAUUACACCAUAGCCGAGCUGAUGUGUGCGAUUGCGUGACGUGGUGUGCUGAAGGGGAAUCGUUUCUACACUGCACACAGACACAAAGCACUGACUAGGAAAACUUCCAACAAUCUGAAGAGUUUCAUUAUACCGAUAUGCAUAACUAAACCGUUAAUCGCUUGCCAAAUACGUGUAGUACGUUCACCACACACUCAGAGAAAUCUUUUGACCUACAUUCUCUCUCUAACAAGGCUUAAAAAUGCAAUCAAACGACGAAACUAGCGUUCCAGUAACACAACUCUCAUCGAUGUGCCAAACAAAGCAGGAAGCGACGGAUCAGACCAAAGAUGUACACUACACCGAAGGGUCGUUCAUAUUUCCUCCCUUCGCAUAUCAUGACACACGCAACGCGGACCGUAAUGCAUCGAAAACGGUUCCGAUCCAUUCCUACAGCAACGUUUGCCCUCGGGCAAUGCGUAAUCAUCGCGGCAAUACCGUACACUUUUCUAUGGGAGUUUACGAGAAUGAGACGUCUUCUAAAACGCACUGCUACACACCGUACGGCCGGAUGCGUCCCUACUUUAUACCCCAUCGAACACGCACGAAAAGCGAAAGCUCUGACCCAUCGAAGGCGCAUGAAGCUACCGCCUCUGUUUGUGGCUCAGCACCAAGCAGCACCAACGCGAGCUCAACAUUGAUGGAAACCUGUGAACCACCGUCGGCAAUGAUGGAGGUGUCGAGCAAUGCACCGGGCAACAGUGGCAGCAACACAGCACGGUACAAAAAUCCGGUCGUUGUGUUGAAAAAAUCCCGCUCGCUGGAGAAUGUACGGGUGGACAACUCGCUCGAGGGUUCGCAACAUUCGCACGAGAUGGAAUUCGUGUCUAGUCGCAUACAGAAGCUAAAGGUACAGGAAUAGAUCGUGUUACCGCGCGAAAUUAAAACCGGAAAACAAAAUGUUGCGCCUAACCCUUACGGCAUAUAGUGCAUACGAUUCACUAGAGCAAUUCAAAACGGACACAGGAGCCCGGUGUUGGCCGGUGGUCUAAACGUGUAAACGCUAGUGAUAUUUUUAAUCGAAGAUCUUAAUGUAUUAUUUAAUAGCGGUGGUAAAGGAUUUUUUUUUUGUUUUGUUGCUCUUACAAUAACGAUAAGACCCCCUUUUUCACACUGUGUUCCCAGUAUAUUCUAAAUACAUUUCCAUAUAAAGGAAUCCGUUUC